Drosophila ficusphila is the source of this 535-nucleotide messenger RNA. RefSeq lists its product as uncharacterized. Bases 66 to 413 code for a protein of 115 amino acids. The transcript is spliced from 2 exons. NCBI's taxonomy places the organism in Eukaryota, Metazoa, Arthropoda, Insecta, Diptera, Drosophilidae. The record is from RefSeq and is a predicted model, not a curated record.
ACUUCGAGUGGACAGUGACCAGUAAUCGAGUGGCCCAGACAGAUAAUCCAGGUUGAAACCACAAAAUGAAGAUCGUUCUAGCGACUUUUUUGGGCUACUUACUUCUGGGACUGGUUCUGUCCCAUGCCAGCGUAGCAACUGCCACAACUGGAGUGAUUCCGGCGUAUCCAGCUGCGGUUCCGGCUACCAUUCCCAGAGUGGUUCCCGUGGCCACCAGUCAUCAGUUUGUCACCCGGAACUGGAAUCGAGUUUAUGUGCCACCAACCACAGUGGCCACCUAUCCGAAUACCUAUUUCAAGUACAGCGGUGGCUAUCCUGCCUAUAAUUAUCCCUAUGCAACGACCUAUCAGUACACCUAUCCCUACUAUUAUCCAGCCUAUAACUAUGGGUAUGGCUACAAGGGUAUCUGGUGAAACAGGUAUUCAAAAUAGGGAAUUAUAAUUACACCCCACCCUUAAUCAUUUGUGAUAAUAAUCGAUACAAAAUGAAUUGAUUUGUAUAUGCCUAUGGAAAUAUAUAAAAUAUUUUAAUCGAA